CAUUCUUCGUUAUUCAAUCUCUCUCCCUUCUCUGCGCUAUAUCUCAGCGAAUUCUCCACGCAAUCUCACCGUCGACCCAACUCCGGAACAAUUCCAUCAAAAUCUGCUUUUAGUAAACCCUAACCUUCCAUGUUUUAAUCAAUUUCUUUUUCGCGCUUUAUAUGAAGAUUUUAGAAUUUUGUUUUCAUUGCGAUUAUUUGUGAUUCGGAUUAGAUUGGGUGCUUCCUGCUUCCUGUGUCUUCGAUUCCCUUUUCAGUUGAUUACCCCCUUAAUUUAGCUUUAACUUUGUUGGGGCGAUGGAUUGGCUUGAUUUGGGUUAGGGUUUUGUCGAUUAGGGAUCUGCUUGUUCGGAUGUGAUCUGGGCUUUUUGUUAUUAAUUCCUAGUUGUGUGUAAUUGUUCAUCGGGGUGAGAAUUAAACGGGUCUAUGAUCAAAUUUUGAGGUAUCUGGAUCCUUCGUCGGCCAAAUUUCCUUAUGCUGCCUGAUUUGCAGCUUUGUUUUAGUUUCGCUUCGAAUUUUGCAUCGUCGAUGGUAACCGCUUUGAACUUGCUUCUAUUUUGAUGGAACAUUUUCAUCGUUCAGGAUAGGCAGGCGUCCUAGCAUUUAUACACAAAUCUAAUUGAAUAAGAUGUUAUUUCAUCUCUGGAAAAGAGGUCUAAUAGUUACUAGGACAAUCACAUGGUCGAUCUUAUUAUAAUUUAAUCCUAUGUUUUUCAGCCAACUCUUCUAGUGUAUGUUAUUGCUCUUGCAUAUCUGCCCCUUGUUGCCCUUGAUGCCCGCCUUUUUAUUUUUUAAAUUUUCUGGUGGAGGGGGAAGGAGGGUAGGGGGGUUAAGGGGCGUUUCCUUUUGAAUCCAGAGGAUGUCAGUAAGAAUCUUCCUUCUUAUGAGAGUGGUUUUGUCGGUUUGCACACAUAUGCUUAACUUCAUGGUGAGGAAAGUUGUUUGUUGGUUUUGCACGUGUUCUUACAUUGUUGCUGGUUUUAGUUUUGUUAACACUUUCUUGGCUGGGUUGGAUGGUUGGGUAUUAGAAAGAAAAUUAACUGGGAUUUGUAUGUUGCUAUAUUUGUAUGUUUGAUUUGGAAUUUCAGUUUUUGCUAUUGAUGUUUGUUUGAAUGGGCAUCUUACUUAUAAUGGAAACAUCCAUGGUUGUUGAAAUACUUCCUUUUUCUUUAUGAUUGUUUUUUCAAACUUGAGAUCAUGUAUUUAUAACCGGCAAAUUUCUUUUACACUGCAUAAAUGCAGGUCAAGGACUUGUACAGCCCUUGGGGUCCUGGAGAAGUUGCUAAUAGUUUUAGUCAAGGGUGUAUUCCACCAAUUACUACUACAGUUACCGUUCUUUGCUUUCAAUUUGUAGACCUGUGAUUUUGCUUUAAUAAAGCCAGAGUAAGCAUUCUGUAGAUUUGAAUUGGUAGCACAAAUAGAGAUUGAGAAGCCUCCUGUAGGAAAUAUAUAAGAGCUGCUUCUCUUGUGAUUUACCUAGUGUUCAAGAUGGCUGGUGUGAAACGAAGAAUUCAUAAUGAUUCAGAUAUCAUUGCUUUGCAUAAAGAAUUGGAUGAAGUCUCCUGCCCUAUCUGCAUGGACCACCCACAUAAUGCUGUUCUUCUACUUUGCAGCUCACACAAUAAGGGUUGCAAACCUUAUAUAUGUGACACAAGCCAUAGGCACUCAAAUUGCUUUGACCAAUUCAAAAAAUUAAGAGAAGAAACUAGGAAGAGUCCACGCUUAUCAAGUCCUUUACCUAUAAAUCCAUAUAGUUUUAGUAAUUCUCCUGCAAACAACCUGGGUUUGAGCAUUGACUUGAAUGAAGUUGAUGAAAAUCAAAAUUUAAAUGAAAGGAACAAUGUUGCAUCAGCUGGAUUACCUGUAGUUUUAGGGGAAAAUGGAACUGAAAACUCUAAUAGAACUCUAGACACAAAUGAGGCUGGAGAUUUGGACACUGCUGGUUCUGGGUCCAUUACUGAAAGGGUAGAGCAGGAAGAAUCAGAUGCUGCUGGGAACUCAUCGGAGUACUCAAAUUUGAACUGUCCCAUGUGCCGAGGAGCUGUGCUAGGCUGGGAAGUCAUUGAAGAAGCAAGAGAAUAUCUUAAUCUAAAGAAACGAAGCUGCUCCCGUGAAACUUGCUCAUUCUCUGGUAACUACCAAGAACUGCGCAGGCAUGCUAGAAGAGUUCAUCCAACAUCCCGACCUUCUAUCAUAGAUCCAUCUAGAGAACGGGCGUGGCGGCGCUUGGAGCGCCAGAGAGAAGUUGGUGAUGUUGUCAGUGCUAUCCGCUCGGCUAUGCCGGGUGCCCUUGUGGUUGGAGACUAUGUGAUUGAAAAUGGAGAUGGUAUGGUGGCAGGUGAAAGAGACAAUGGCACAGGUGAUGUCAAUGGGCCAUUGCUGACUAGUUUCUUUCUGUUUCAUAUGUUUGGAUCGGUUGAUGGUGCUCGGGAACCAAGGCCUCGUUCAAGGUCUUGGGUAAGGCAUCGACGCUCCGGAGGAGGAACAACCGGACCAGAGCGCCGGUUCCUCUGGGGUGAAAAUCUCUUGGGACUACAAGAGGAGGAGGACGAGGACUUCCGCAUAUUCAUUGGAAUGGGCGACGAUGCAUCACCACCUUCAAGAAGGCGGCGUGUAACAAGACCUGGAUCUGAUGCAGAUCAACCAUGAUGGGAUUCAUCUUCUGUGGUAAACAUCUAUGUCCUUGGCGUCGAGUCAUGUCGGUCUCAAUACCUAAAAAGGUUAAUUCUUGGCACCACAGGCAGGCAUCCCAGGUUUGAAGCAUCAAGAAACUUGUGCAUCGUCUUGGUGCAAAUGCGGACUCUGCUAGAUAAUUUAGUAACACAGCCUCAGCGCAGGAUGAGAUGAACAAGCAUCAUCUUUUCCAAGCUCCAAGAUGGAAUUCAAAUGAAUCAUAAUCCUUGCUUUUUUUCUAAUUUAUUUGAAUUUAACUUUGUAUUGGAAUGCUCUCUGUCGCUCUCUAAAAUCUUGUACAUAAUUUGGGAUAAUGAUUUCAUUUGUUCAAUUUGUUAUGAUGGUUGUUUUUUAGUGUAUUUUGUCAAGUUGAUAGGCUGCUUAUUUAUUUAUGUGCGUACAGAAUCUUCAGAAUGUAUAUUCGAAGCCAUCUCUGGAUAACCUCCUUAUCCACUUGUUAAA
Momordica charantia (bitter melon) is the source of this 3134-nucleotide messenger RNA. The record is from RefSeq and is a predicted model, not a curated record. Lineage: Eukaryota; Viridiplantae; Streptophyta; Magnoliopsida; Cucurbitales; Cucurbitaceae.